ACUGCAGGGUGCUAUAUUUUAAUAUUGAGGUUUUUAGUCUUAUUUAAUUUCAAUUCAAUUCCGUUGUUAAUACCUUCCUGAAGUUAUUUAAUGAGAAAAUAUUGUAUAGUACUAUAUCUUUUAACAAUAAUAUGAUUUAGCAUUGCUGUGCAUUGCUAUUCGAGUGAAGGUGAUUACUUUAGGAAUAUUUUCCACUUCGUUUACCGUUUCUCAUUAUUUUCCGAGUGUAAUAAUGGGUGAUAGCGAUGAUUAUUAUUAUGGUGACGGAGUCAUGGAUUCUCUAGGAACAGCCCCGGAGGUCACCUAUAAUUGGGUAGACAUAACAAGUGAUUUUUUUAAGCACAUUCAAGAUCUGCAGUUAGGUGAAUUGCUUCAUGAUGGUCACCUCUUUGGACUGUUUGAGGCUAUGUCCGCAAUUGAGAUGAUGGACCCCAAGAUGGAUGCCGGCAUGAUGUGCAAUAGGGGCAAUCCAAAACCUUUGAAUUUUCAACAGGCUGUUGCGUGCGGCAAGUUGAAAAUUGAUGACCUUGAACCCAGUGAGUUGAUAGGCAUAAUAGAUGCAACCAUGGCUUGCAUUGUCUCCUGGCUGGAAGGCCAUUCUCUUGCACAGACAGUUUUUACGAACCUAUACCUCCAUCAACCAUACUCUAUCCCAAACAAGACAUUAAAGGCUUAUUGUAUAGCUGUGUAUAAAUUACUGGACUGCAUUAGAGAUUGUAUUAACAAAGCUCAAGUAUUUGAGGAAGAGGAUUUCCUCCCAGUUGGAUACGGUUAUAGACUUGGGUCUAACCCUCAGUCUGGUAACUCUUAUGAUGCUAGUCUAGAGGUCACAGAGCAGAAAUGUAUUGCCAUGCUGAGAGAACAGGAAGAGGAAUUGAAUAAGAAGGCUAAGAGUAUUGAAGAUGAGGCUAACAAUGGCUGGGCAGCUCUUGCAGCUCGCAUAAGGUUCACUAGAAUGUUCUAUCAAGCUCUUCUAUUGAUAACGAAACGCGACUCUCAGUCUGGCGCAGAUUGCGUCGCAUUGUUGAAUGGAUGCUCUGAUAUGAUGAAAGUUAUCAUAAAAACAGCUGGAAAAGGAACUCAGCCUGUAGAAAAUUCUGAUGCACCAAAUCCAAUGGGAUUUGAGCCGAUGAUUAACCAACGCUUACUGCCUCCUACGUUUCCGCGUUAUACCAGAAUCAAGCCACGACCGGAGGCUUUGCAAUAUUUCGACGAGCUCGUCACAAGAUUGCGUCACGCUUGGAAAAUCACUUCUUGUACCAAUUUCCAUACUGCUUUGGAUUUCUUCAUGGAAUUCAGCCGUCAACGCGCCUGUAUUCUCUCGCGAUCAGCGCUUCAGUUACUAUACUUGAGCCCUUCGCCCGCAUCAAUGGCGUCUAUGGCCCAAGGUGCUUUAAACACGCCUACUGGGCAGACGAGACCACAUCACGUGUUCAUAGAGAUCUUGAGGGAUUCUGUUAAGUGUUUUGUCAACCCACCAGCGUUGACGGCUAAAUCGGGAACUGGUGCACCUCCUGCCCGCGAGUUCGUAGAGAACUUCCUGGCGCGCUGCGUGCGGCCGUUCGCCGUGCUGCUGCAGGUGUGCGGCCACAACCGCGCGCGCCAACGCGACAAGCUCGCCAUGUUGCUCGACGAGUUCGCCGCUUUGCAAGAAGAGGCGGAAAGUGUAGAUGCGUUAGUGAGUGGUGCGGCGGGUACUGCGCCGCGGGCGUGCUUUGGGACUUGGAUACUUUACCACGUAUUGCGAGUUAUGAUAGCUUAUCUACUAUCCGGUCUGGAGCUCGAGCUGUACAGUGUACACGAAUAUCAUUAUAUAUUCUGGUAUUUAUACGAGUUCCUGUACGGCUGGUUGGUAUCAGCCCUCGGCCGAGCUGAAGGCCUCUCUGGCGAGGCCGGAAGGCGUUGUGAAAAGAAAAGUGGCGCCCGAAAGCUGAAGAAACGUGCUCGUCCUUACGCUAGAGAGGGUCUCUUGUGCCAAGUACUGCAAAACAUGUGCGGGGGGUACUAUAAGGCGCUCGUGGCGUUCAAGUUACAAGGCAAGAUCCGGCAGCCGCAGUCGCAGUUCGACAACGAGGCGGUGCGCUACAAGCACCGGUUCGCGCCGCUGUCCGUGCUCACGCCGCCGCAGGUGCACUACCACGAGUUCUGCGAAAUGACGCAACCGUUACAGUAUGAAAAUCCAGUAAUUUUGUACUUUGGUGGCUGCAAGCAUUUUCAACAAGCAAGGAAUCUCCUGGAGACGAUCACAACACCCGAUCAAGAGGUCACGGAUCUAUUAAAAGUGGCAAAAACGAAUUUCAUAGUUUUAAAGCUACUAGCAGAUGGGCACAAGAAAGACUCCACAACACAACCGGAAUUCGAUUUCUCUGUGCAUAGACAUUUUCCUAUAAUCAAAUUGGUUUAAUAAUAAUCGUAUUUUAUUGACAGAAACUAGUCCUGAAUUUGUGUAUGAGAUAUAUGAAAUAUACGUGUUUUGCAAGUGUA
Molecule: messenger RNA, 2484 nt
Organism: Zerene cesonia (dogface butterfly)
Lineage: Eukaryota; Metazoa; Arthropoda; Insecta; Lepidoptera; Pieridae
Gene: Naa35
Product: N-alpha-acetyltransferase 35, NatC auxiliary subunit
Exons: 14
Coding region: 233-2404 (723 amino acids)
Biological process (GO): N-terminal peptidyl-methionine acetylation
Cellular component (GO): NatC complex
Source: RefSeq, a predicted model, not a curated record